Hansenula ciferrii is the source of this 1941-nucleotide messenger RNA. RefSeq names its product DNA polymerase epsilon noncatalytic subunit (gene DPB2). Gene Ontology annotation, cellular component: epsilon DNA polymerase complex. The transcript has a single exon. The record is from RefSeq and is a predicted model, not a curated record. Gene Ontology annotation, biological process: error-prone translesion synthesis; DNA-templated DNA replication. Bases 1 to 1941 code for a protein of 646 amino acids. Gene Ontology annotation, molecular function: DNA binding. Lineage: Eukaryota; Fungi; Ascomycota; Saccharomycetes; Phaffomycetales; Wickerhamomycetaceae.
AUGGACAACCAACCAGUGAUACUACCCAUAAGACUACAACCAUCAAAUCUUAGACCCAUAGCAUAUAGAAUCUUAUCUAAAAAACAUGGGUUAAAUAUCAAAUCAGAAGCAUUAAAAAUAUUAUCAGAUUAUAUUGGACCCAAAUUUGGUAAUGAAUGGAAGUCUGCCAAAUCACAAUAUUUCAUUGAAGAAAUUGCUAAAAUAUGGAAAGAACAAGAUAGAGGUUUAUUUAUUGAUGGUGAUGGUUUAAAUGAUGUUAUUAAAGAAAUUGAUUCAUUAAAUUCUUCAUUACCUAAAACUAGAAAUACAUUAGAAUCAGUACAGAAUAACAACAACCAAGGAGGUCAAGGACAAGGACAAGGGCAAGGACAAGUUUCAGUAGACUCCAUGAUUGCUGGUAGAAGAGAUACCGUUGUUGAUGAAGUCAUGGUUAGUGAAGAUGAAGAAGCAAUAAAUAAUAGAACUUCACCACCAACAAGUAUAUCACCCCAACCAAUUAGAAAUACAAUUGAUUGGAGAGAAUAUUUUAGAAUCAUUGAUGCCUUUCAACAACCAUUAUUUGAUUAUAAUCAUCAUAGGAAACAAUAUGAACCUUCUAAAACUAAAGAUUCAAGUUUCCAAUCAACUUCAAUAGAUGCAAAUAUUGGAUUAUUUCAAAAAAGGUUCCAUAUUGUUAAAGAUCGAUUAUUAAGAAAUGAAAAUUUCCAAUCAAAUUCAUUUAAUGCAUUUUCAUCAGUGGCAAACGAUCAAGAUGGUACAAACUCCAUAACACAAGUUAAAAAUCUUUUAGGUAGAAAUAAUCAAAGAUUUAUGCUUUUCGGUAUGUUAACUUUAAUGAAUGGUGAAUGGUAUUUACAAGAUAAUUCUGAUAAGAUUCAAUUAGAUAUAAAUCAAGCUGAUCCAAAUUUAGGCUCUUAUUAUGUCCCAGGUAAUAUGGUUUUAUGUGAUGGUAUUCAUUCAAAUGGUAAAUUUUAUUGUUCAUCAAUUGGUCAUCCACCUGGUGAAAGAAGAACUGAUACUUUAGAAGCUAUUGGUAAUUUAGAUUUCUUGGGGAUUCAUGCAAAUAUGAGAAUUGAUAGAGAAUUACAUACAAGAUUAAAAUUACUCGAAAGAGAAUUAGAUCAUAAAAUUAUUAUCUUGGGAGCAAAUUGUUAUCUUGAUGAUUUGAAAACUCUUGAUGCAUUAACAAAAUUAUUUACCAGAUUAUCUGAAGAUGAGAAUGAUUUACCAAUUUCAAUAAUUUUCAAUGGUUCUUUCACUUCAUCACCAAAACAUACAUCAGAAUAUAAAAAUUUAUUUGAUUCAUUAGCUUCUAUAUUGGAAAAAUUCCCCGUCAUAUCAGGUAGAAUAAAUUUAGUAUUUAUACCUGGAGAAAAUGAUUUAUGGCAAGCUCCAUUAUGGCCAAAACAUCCAAUUCCUAAACUAUUUGGUAAUAGAAUAACAAGAGUUGCAAGAAGUGUUAAUUGGUCAUCAAAUCCAACACGUAUGGUUUAUUUAUCACAAGAAAUUGUCAUUGCAAGAGAUGAUAUAGGUGGUAGAUUUAGAAGAAAUACAGUAUUAUUCCCACAAUUAUCUAAAGAUAGUGAUGAAGAAGAUGAAGAUGAAUAUGAUGAAAGAAGAACAGAAAUUGAAAAAUUAGAAUCAUUACCACCAAAAGUUUCAGAAGCUAGAAAAGUUGUUAAAACUGUACUUGAUCAAGGUCAUUUAUCACCUUUUACUAAGAAUUUAAAACCUGUUAUAUGGCAUUUAGAUCAUACAUUACAUUUAUCACCAUUACCCACAGUAUUAAUACUUACAGAUCCAACUUCACCUGCAUUUGAUGUUACAUAUAAUGGUUGUAAAUGUUUAAAUCCAGGGAUAUUAAUACAGAAAAGAAAAUUAAAUUAUAUUGAGUAUAAUUUAAACUCUAAAAGAUCAGAAAUUAAAGAAUUGCAUUUUUAA